CAAUUGCGUCUCUUUAAAUGAAGUGUAACGUUAUACUUUACCGUUCCAUAAAAACCAUAGAAAGAAUGUUCCGUGGUGGUGGUAGUAGUAGAUAUAGUUCUGAGGUUCACUGCUAUUACCAUAAAACAUAGAACAAAAGCAAAACAAAACAAAAUAAAAACGAGAAACGAAAAUAUGAGUGGCAGUGCCAUAUUACGUUCAUAUAAGGAUCUGCCUGUGUGGAUUGUUGAGGAUCAUCAUGAGGUGCUGCCUUUCAUCUACCGUGCAAUUGCCUCCAGGCAUUUACCUUUAAGUAACAUUGCCAUGGUUCACUUAGAUUCUCACCCAGACCUGCUCAUUCCUGUGAAUAUGCCAGCUGAUACUGUUUUUGAAAAAGAGAAGCUGUUUAGUGAACUGAGCAUUGAAAAUUGGAUAAUGCCGGCAGUUUAUGCGGGGCAUUUAUCUCACGUUCUGUGGCUUCACCCAUAUUGGGCACAACAAAUUGCGGAAGGUGAGCACAAGUUUUUUGUGGGAAAAGACUCCUCUACAACUACUAUCAGGGUUACAUGUAAAGAUAAUUACUUUUUAAGUGAUGGACUCUAUGUUCAUGAAAGUCAUCUGGAAAAUAAAAAGAAUUUGCAAUUGGAUGUAAUUCAAGUUAAUCUGAAUAACAAUGCUGUCUUACAAGAUGACAAGACUGAAAAUUAUGCAGCGAAGCGAAUUAAAUUAGACAGCUCAAAAACUUCCCAUUCAUUGAGAAGUGAAAUAGCUGCAGUAGAGCCUAGCACUUUGAGCUGCAUAAGUGAAGCAGCAGAGGGCACUAAAGACAAUGACAUCAAAAACCUUGCCUCACCACAGACAAAUGCAAUUGAUGUGACAAACCAGGACAGUAAAAAGAUCCUCGGCAUCAUAGAGCAAGCAAAAGCCUAUAUACUUGACAUUGACCUGGAUUUCUUUUCUUGUAAAAAUCCCUUUAAGGAAUUAUAUACACAGGAAGAAUAUAAGAUAUUGCAAGAUCUUUAUUCUUUCAAAAUACCUGAAGGUGAUCCAGACGAGGAGACAUUGACAGACUGUGUGGAGUAUCGUGUACAUCAGUUAGAAGAUUUAGAAGCAGCUUUUGCUGAUUUGGUUGAAGAUGACAGUGAAGACAUUUUGAAAAAAUGGGCUGAACACCCAGGGAUGGGCUCACUUUCCCUGCUGGUUCACAGCUUGAAGAGCAGAAUGGACUCACCCGAUUAUGAAAUGGUGCAUCAAGCAGGCCUAACAUGUGAUUACUCUGAGCUGCCACAUCACCCAAGCACUAAUGAAGAGAUUACUUGUUUAAUUCAGUCUACACAGUCCUUGUUAAGAAAUAUGCCUAAGCCAACAUUAGUAACAAUUUCAAGGUCUAGUAUGGAUGAAUAUUGUCCUGCAGAAAAAGUAGACUACAUUCAAAAUGCAGUUCUUAACAUGCUUCAAUCACUUUAUGGUACUGUAGAUGUUCAUUUAGAAUAUAUUACAGACACUUCAACUUCUGACCUCUAAUUUGUUAUUUUAAAACUAAUCACAGCAAUAAGAGGUUAGUUGUAUCCAGCAAAGAUUUGUCAAGAUAUUGUCAUCUGAAGGCUGAACAGGCUGGUAUGUUCAGUUUGGAAUUGGUUUUCUAACCUUUAUCUACAAUGAGAUUACAGUAAAAGACAGUUGUGUAUCAUCCUUCUGUCAGGGAAAGGACGCUGGACUAAAUUAAGAAUCAUUGCAUAAAAGUCAGGUGGAUUACGUAUAGACAUUAAAAUUUACAGCAAUGCUUACAGGCACACAUGCUAAUAUUUGAACUGAGAGUGUAAACAAUACUCCAAAAUAAUACAUUAAUUGUGUUGGGAUAAUGUAAUGUCCCUAGAGGUUUGCUUCCCUUGAUCACUAUUUGGCCUGCUUUAAGCAGGCAGUGUUGUUGUGCUAAUUGUGUCUUACAAAGGUGAAUCAGUGCGUAAAACUUUUUUUUUCUUUUUAAGAUGACCUUGUACAUUGAUGUUAAUGUUUUAUUUUUUCUGUAAACUACUAUUUGAGUACAAGCUGGUUUAAAAUGUGUUUAAUAAAAUCAUCUUUUCUUUAUAUCAAAAUAUGUACCAAUAGAGCUACACACAAGUGAUACAUAUUUAGGAAACUAAAAUAAAGAAAUUCAAUUAAAUGUGUAAUUUUAGUCUAGUAGUUGUCUUUUGGGGAUCCGUUAUUGAGUGUUGCCACCUCAUAAAUCCAAUUCCCCAGGUUAAAAGCUCAGUUGCUCAUGUUCUCCCCAUGUUUGACUGGCUUUGUUUCCAGUUGUUACUGUUUUCCUCACUCAUCUAAAAAAGACAUGCAUGUUAGGGGUCAAAUUGGAAUUGGCAAUUAACCUGUCUAAAAAU
This is a messenger RNA of Erpetoichthys calabaricus (reedfish), 2357 nucleotides long. It is a transcript of the gene c6h5orf22, whose product is annotated as chromosome 6 C5orf22 homolog. Bases 175 to 1503 code for a protein of 442 amino acids. Lineage: Eukaryota; Metazoa; Chordata; Cladistia; Polypteriformes; Polypteridae. The transcript has 9 exons. The record is from RefSeq and is a predicted model, not a curated record.